AUGCGAAACUUCAUUCUCGGCACAAUCGUAUUUACAAUUCUCUCCGCGAUCGGAAACUUGUUAACCGUCUUUUUCCAAUGCCGACCGCUGGCAUUUACCUGGGAUACGUCAAUCGAGGGAGGCGAAUGCAUUCCACCCGGUAACUUGAAGUUUGCUGCAUUCUUCAACUCAGGUGUUUCCGUGUUUACCGAUCUACUUUUCGCUCUGCUGCCGAUCCCGAUGUUAUGGAAGGUUCAACUCAACUGGAAGGUCAAGUCUGCAGUAAUUGGAGUUUUGUCCCUGGGCAUCUUUGCUACCGUCGCUGCUAUCGUCAAGAUAUCGUUUCUGCCCAAUUACGGAAAGCAUGGAGACUUUCUAUUCGACAGUUCAGACAUUACGAUCUGGACCACGGUGGAAAUUUGCACAGCCAUCGUCGCGGCAUCGAUCCCCUGCCUCAAGCCCCUUUUCAAAGCGCUGCUCGCCGGCUCUUCGGCAAAAUACACAUCAAAGUAUAACAAUAACAACCAUGGAUAUAUUGGCAUGAUAGGAGUUGGCAGCAUGGGAGCUGCCAUGAGCCUCCUCUUUGCCGAAAAUGACUAUCGAGUCUUCUUCUUCGAUCCGAACAAAGACAAUGUGGACAAACUGAGACGCGAUGCAAUGAACCUUGGCCUCGAUGACCGAAUUACCGGAAGAGAAAGUUACGAGGAUCUAUGCCAGACUGUGAAGGACAAGAGCAAGCCGGGAGUUUUUGUUUUCAGCACUCCACAUGGCUCGGUCGGUGACAAAGCUGUUGAUGGGCUAUUAUCAGGCGGUCUUGAGAAGGGUGACAUCAUCAUCGACUGCGCCAAUGAACAUUGGCAGGUUACUGAACGUCGUCAACGAAAACUCGAUCCCAAGGACAUCCAUUACAUCGGAUGCGGUGUCUCAGGCGGAUACCAGAGUGCCCGUUCGGGUCCCUCUUUCUCCCCCGGCGGCAGCCAGGAUGCUGUGCGUCAAGUUCUGCCUUUUCUUGAACAACUCGCCGCAAAAGGACGAAAUGGCAAGCCCUGCACAGGCAUAGUCGGGCCCGGUGGAAGCGGGCAUUUUGUUAAGAUGAUCCACAAUGGCAUCGAGCAGGGCAUGAUGUCGGUCUUGGCUGAGGUGUGGUCAAUCAUGGUCCGGGGAUUAGGGAUGAGCUAUUCAGAGAUUGGAAAAGUAUUCAAAGACUGGAACGAUUCCGGGCCUUUGCAUGACUGUUUCCUCAUCAGUAUCGGAGUCGACAUCUCAAAUGCGAAGGACGAAAAGGGUGACAACCCUCUUGCACAUGUUCGAGACAAGGUGGUCCAAGACGCGGAGGAAUCUGAAGGGACGGGCAAUUGGACGUGCGAAGCGGCUGUCGGUCUUCAUCAGCCAGCUGCGACCAUCGUUAGCGCCCACCUUUUCCGUUACGCAUCUGCAUAUGCAGGCCAGCGCAGAGACAACAAAGAAGCCGCAGGUGGCGGCAUCGAGUCUAAAACUUUGGACGUGAGCGACAAACAAAAGUUCAUCUCCACGUUACACAUGGCAACUUAUUUCGGCUUUUUAACGUGCUUCGCGCAAGGAAUGGAUAUUAUCCAAGCUCAGGACAGGAAGAUGGGCUGGAAGCUCAACUACCGGAGUAUCCUACAGCUCUGGCGUGGCGGUUGUAUCAUUCAGGCUGAUCACAUUGUCGAUUUAUUCGACGAACUAUACAGCCGAGAGGAUCGCAACGACGACGAUGAUGUUCUCUCCAAUCAUGAAAUUGCCAAAGAACUCUCUCAGAACUUUGCCGCUCUCAAACAGACCGUUUUGAAAGCAGUCGAGGCCGAUUUGUGCGUCCCAUCUCUCAGUCAGAGUUUGGAGUACUACAAGUACUCGAUGUCGACGGAACUUCCCACGCAGUUCAUGGAGGCAGAAUUGGACUACUUUGGAAAGCACAUGUUUGACAAGAAAGAGGAUCCCUGGCCAGGUGAGCCUAAAACCGGGCAGCAUCAUUUCGAAUGGAAACAAGCCAAGGGAAAAAAGGAUGAGCAGUGA
Molecule: messenger RNA, 2013 nt
Organism: Colletotrichum truncatum
Lineage: Eukaryota; Fungi; Ascomycota; Sordariomycetes; Glomerellales; Glomerellaceae
Product: integral membrane family protein
Source: RefSeq, a predicted model, not a curated record